Messenger RNA from Haemonchus placei, 426 nucleotides. The record is from the annotation of a GenBank genome assembly. NCBI's taxonomy places the organism in Eukaryota, Metazoa, Nematoda, Chromadorea, Rhabditida, Trichostrongylidae.
AUGGAGCUACUUCUUCUCCUCAGCGCUCUUUUCAUUCCUGUCUUACCGUUUCUUGAGCAGCACAUCGGUGUUUACGGUCGAUUAAUGUGUGGUGCUGCUCCUCUUUGCGGGAACUCUGUUCAGCUUUGGAGUAACAAAGUAUUAGGAGUAAGCCACGAAAUAGCCAGUAACACCACCGACGGGAACGGAUUUUUUCGAAUUCAUGGAAACGAAUCUUCUGUAUUUCCGCUGAACUUGCGAUUGAAGAUUAUGCAUCAUUGUCUUUCACCAUCGCCCUGCAUUCGGAAGUUGAAUCUACCGUUGCCGUCUGAGUACAUCUUCAGAGGGUCUGGUGUUUGGAAAUGGUUCGAUGCGGGACGCCUCAACUUGGCAUAUCGUUUUCCUAACGAGAAAUUGUCUUGUCAAAAUAAAACAGUAAAGUCAUAA